Molecule: messenger RNA, 1620 nt
Organism: Morone saxatilis (striped sea-bass)
Lineage: Eukaryota; Metazoa; Chordata; Actinopteri; Moronidae
Exons: 12
Coding region: 92-1573 (493 amino acids)
Biological process (GO): antimicrobial humoral immune response mediated by antimicrobial peptide; neutrophil chemotaxis; cellular response to lipopolysaccharide
Cellular component (GO): extracellular region
Molecular function (GO): chemokine activity; CXCR chemokine receptor binding
Source: RefSeq, a predicted model, not a curated record
AAUGAUCUGGUUAUGGGCCUCCUGCAGGGUUAACAACUGCACAAAAUCUAAAUAAACCCAUACGAGCUUGUUGGUGGCAUGAUCCAGAUCCAUGAUGGGCCUCUUCACUGUCAGUAAACUGCUUUUGAUGACUCUUCUGCUCCAACUGACUAAAGAGGAUGAAGAGUGGAAGACACACCCAACACCUGAAGCUGACAGUUCAGUGCGUUUCGGCGAGUUCUGCCUGCGUAUAUCUGAAGACUCUCACAGGACCAGCUCCCAGUCAGUUACCCAGCUACCCUCAAAGUCAGCUCACCCAACCAAACAGGCCACCCAACUGCCUCAACAGCCAACCACAGAGCCAGCCCAUCAAGAUAAUCAGUCAACCGAACCAACCACACAGCCAACCUCUACAGUCUGGGAUUCAGCCCAAACAGACAUCCAGGAAAUCAGUAUGAUACCAAUGAUGCACCCCCUUAACUUACAGAGUCAUGUUAAUGAUGGAUGUCGCUGCCAAGAGAAAGAGAGGAAAUUUCCAAACUCACUAAUUAUUAAGGUUGUGAUAUGGUUCCCCAGUGAAACAUGUAACUCAACCGAAGUCAUUGUGACAGCAAAGGACGGCAGCAAUGUUUGUCUGCGUAUACCCAGCUUCUUAGAAUAUUACAUUGAAUUGUCACGCCGCUGGUCUGAACCUGUAACUGAGGCAAGUAGCGAUGAAGAGCCUUCAGUCAUAUCUCCUCCUCUAGUGGACCCAACCACAGAGUUACCCAUAACCACUCAACUUUCUGUGAUAGAAAACAACCAAUUCGAUGAUCCAAAUCCACCAACUAUCAUUUCAAGCUUUGUAGAAGCUGAAGAAAUGGAAGACAAGCGUGUUAAUGGAAAAUCAUCAAUCGAUCAUCACGGAAAAGUGUCGGCUCAGUGUGAAUCCUGCAACUUCAUAACAAACUUGGACAGUGUUGACCCAAAGGAUGUUCAGUCCCUGAAUGUGAAGAUGCAGUCAUUUCCCUGUCCUGUCCAUAUUCAUCUCAUCCUGAAAAAUUACUCCGAUUUCUGUUUGGACUCAAACCAGUUCAAUACAUUGCUGAAGAAACUGGAAAAUCCCCCUCCCCAUGAAGAUCAUAUUCACCAGACUCUGACAAACAAUGGAUGUCGCUGCCAAGAGAAAGAGGAGAAACCACCAACUGAAACCUUCAUAAUCACAAGGAUUUGGCCCCCCAGUGAAACAUGCAACUCAACUGAAUUCAUCGAGACAGAGACGGGUGGGAAUGAGGUGUGUGUGACUGCAGCUAGCUUCUUAGCACACCUUGACUUUGCCUCACCCCUCCUGACUAAGACUAUGACUGAAUCCAAAACAGUGGAUGUCUUUGACCUAGUAUCUGAAGUUGAACUUGUCAUGCGGCCCUGCGUAGUCUGUGCCAAGUUCCUGGGCAACAUUGACCCAAAGGAUGUGCUGUCCCUGGAGAUGGAUCAACCAUCAUUUCACUGUCCUAUCCUCACUUUUAUCACCCUGAAAAAUGGAAUGGAAUUUUGUGUGGACUUGUCCGAUCCGGAGAUCAGUACUAUGCUGGAGAAGCUGGAAAUGCAAGACUAAUGAGGAAAAAGCCUUAAAUGUGAUAAUUAAUGUUCCUUUGAUCCAGU